UAAAAAAAAGCAGGAGAGAAAAAACCGCAAGCACUUCUUCUCUCUCACCCUCCUUUUAUAUAACCUUAGUCACCAUUGCCGUUGACAAACCAAGCUCUCUCUCUCUCUCUCUCUUGUUUCUAUGGAAGCUCUUAGCUUUAUGAAGUUUUGGCGACCAAACGGAAGGGCCCGCCGGGAAAUCAAAAUACCCGACGUAGUCAAUGGUUUCUCCGCCGCAUUUGACGACCCAAAAGUGGAAAUCGCCGAAGGAGACGACUCUUUGUUCGAGCUUGAGCUCUCUCUCUUCGAUUUCUAUCUCAAUGACAAGAAAACCCUGAAAGAGUCCACAAACCCAGACAGAAUAGAGACGAAGACGACGCCGUGUUCUGUCUCUUCGACCGACCAUUUCUCCAAGAACAAAGUCAUCCCCGUCGAGAUCGGCCCGAAACCACAUUCUCCGAUUGCCCUCUUGAAAUCGAGUCCUAAGUUCCGAGCUUUCUCCUUCAAGAAGCCGAAAUCCGUCGAAUCGGAAAAGUCAACGCCGGAGAAGAAAGAGAGCGGCAAGAGCCUCGAUGCCAACGAGACGAGCUUCAGGAAAACAACACGCAUUGCGAGACCACGUCACGGAGACGACACGGUGUCGAGGAGAAUCCUCAGCAUGAUAAAGCCGUUGUACGGAAUGACGGCGAAGAGACAGGGCACGAAGGAGAACGGUGUCGAAGUGGCGCCGUCUCCGGCGAUGGAGAAACAGAGGAGCAAUGCCGCGGCGGGGAUUCGAACCGUCCGGCGACAUCUGGGGAAGAGCCGGUCGGCGUCUACGGCUGUCGGAGCGAUGUCGCCGGCGAACAGGGUCGACGAGUCAUUGCAAAUCCAACAAGAUUGGAUCCAAGGCGCCAUUCUUCAUUGCAAGAAGUCCUUUCACGGUUCAAGAGAAUCUUCACAGUUACUGCGAUCCACGAGUGAUCCUCCUUCGCAAGAGAAAUUGAGUUCGUCGUCUUCUGAAGAUUCGUACAUAUUUUCAAGAACUGCAAGCGAUUCCAUGUCGGAGAAAUCAAUCGAUAGCCAGACAAUCAAUGUCCCUUGAAGAAUCACUGUUUCUUGUUUCGUAAUAUUAGGUUGUGUAAAUUAAUCGAUACAUACAUAUAUACAUAUAUAAACACAUAUUUUUCCUU
This is a messenger RNA of Tarenaya hassleriana, 1151 nucleotides long. Its product is annotated as probable membrane-associated kinase regulator 5. Bases 122 to 1063 code for a protein of 313 amino acids. The record is from RefSeq and is a predicted model, not a curated record. Gene Ontology annotation, cellular component: plasma membrane. The transcript is spliced from 3 exons. NCBI's taxonomy places the organism in Eukaryota, Viridiplantae, Streptophyta, Magnoliopsida, Brassicales, Cleomaceae.